GAUUGGACUUUACUAAAUCGCAGAGAGAAACCGUUGUUUUGGAGCGCUGCGAACCUAAUGUUCACUUCGCUUCGUGUACUGGGGUUUUGGUUUUAUUCGACCAUAAAAUGCAGCGAGAUUCGACGAACACAAGUGGGGUGGUUUUUCAACAACUACAGGAUGUAAUUCGGAUACAGCAGCAAGUUAUUUUGAGUUUGAAUGAGAAAAACAAAGGUGUGGUGCCAUCUGACAAAUAUGAAAGGAUUGUUUCGGAACUAAAGGAAGAAAGACAUCAGCAUAAAAAGACAAGCGAGCGUCUGUCCCAGGAAUCGGAAAAACUAAGUUUUGCCAUUGGAGAAAUACAAAUUCUCACCCAAAAACUGGAAAGGGAGAAGGAGACAUUUGAAAAGGCGCUUCGCAGUGAGAAGACAAAAGCAGGGAAGGAGUUGGCUAAAAACAACAAGUUGAAUACAAAGUGUGCUCGUAUUAAGUCUAUUAUUCUAAAGCGUGAGGACAUUCUUAAUGAAAAAGAGAAUCAAAUCAACGAGCUGCACAGCAAGCUGGAGAAGCAGAAAAUUUCCCUGAGGGCCCGGCUGACGGACCUGGAGAUCCAGAGGCAGCAGGAGGAGUACAUGGCCCGGGUUCUGCAGAGGAGCUGAGCGGAGGGCACGCCCACCCGCAGCUCACCCCGCCAAACCGCUACGGACCGGCCACACCGUAGGCAAUGGGACCCGGCCGGAACCAAAACAGACACCGUCGCUAUAGCAACACUGCCCGCACUGGGGACAGAAGAACACAGAAGACAUUGCCCACUUAGGGACGGCAGUACUGCAGAUGUGACGCAAUUUGGACCACUGUGGGAUAUAUUUAGACAUACAGUGUAACAGUACUGAAGAAUCAGGGGACAGCAGAGGUUUAAGAAGUGUUAAUGAUUGCAUGCUGUGCAUUGUUGAUGUGCGUCCAUGCUGGGUUUUUUUUUUAAGAAUAAUAAAAUGAAGUGAAAAAAU
Molecule: messenger RNA, 986 nt
Organism: Anguilla anguilla (European eel)
Lineage: Eukaryota; Metazoa; Chordata; Actinopteri; Anguilliformes; Anguillidae
Product: spermatogenesis-associated protein 24-like
Exons: 6
Coding region: 108-638 (176 amino acids)
Cellular component (GO): nucleus; cytoplasm
Molecular function (GO): DNA binding
Source: RefSeq, a predicted model, not a curated record